This is a messenger RNA of Theobroma umbraticum, 1827 nucleotides long. Its product is annotated as F-box-like protein. NCBI's taxonomy places the organism in Eukaryota, Viridiplantae, Streptophyta, Magnoliopsida, Malvales, Malvaceae. Gene Ontology annotation, biological process: protein polyubiquitination; SCF-dependent proteasomal ubiquitin-dependent protein catabolic process. Gene Ontology annotation, molecular function: protein binding. The record is from RefSeq and is a predicted model, not a curated record. Gene Ontology annotation, cellular component: SCF ubiquitin ligase complex.
GGUUAACUUGCGUGUGAUAACAAUAUCCAACAUUAACAAGCAUCUGAACUUCUGACUUCCCAGUUUUUCCGACAAACUCAAAAAUCUACUUUUUUUUUUUUAUUAAAUCCCACCUUCGGAAGGAAUAGUAUGUUUUUGAGUGAUUGAUUUCAUCAUCAUAUCUUCCCAUUCCAAAAAUUCAAUCGCCACCCAAAGGCAUGAAGCAAUCAGAUUGCACAUACAGCUCACUUCCAAACGAUGUAGCUCUCAAGAUUGCUUCUUCCCUUGAGGUGCCGGAUCUUUCCUCGUUGGGUUGUUGCUCUCUGGUUUGGCGGGAUUUAUGUGGGUCGGAUUGUUUAUGGAAGUCACUUGUCAGAGAAAGAUGGCCUCUUUUGAACGAAGCUGCCUUGCAAGACCCCAACUUCAAGGGGUGGAGAGGAUUUUACAAAAAACAGCACAAGGAGGUGGCCGGUAGGGCUGCAUCUGUUGUUAAAUUUGUGGAACAAUGCUCACUAUCUGAGUCACUCGACGUUAGUAACUAUCUGAAAGCAAUUGAAUGCCUGAGGUCAAUGCAGUUCGGAUUUAAAGAUGUUCAAAUGGUCCUGUUCAAACCAAAGCUGAACGUGUUACUUAACCUGGUUGGACUACACUACUGCCUUAAUUGCCUCCAAGUGCCGGCUUCACAUGUCACGGAAGCACUUCAGAGUAGCAAGAUUUCUGAUCGUCAAGUGUGUGUCAAGUGGUGGAAGCUUGGCAGAUGGUUCUAUGGUUUCCGCAUGCGAGAUGAAUCUCAUUCUCGUUGCAUCUCUCUCCAAGAUCUUGCAACAGCGAAAGAAGAGGAGGUGCUGGGGGUACUUGAACGAGGAGCCAUUCAUGAGGUUUUACAAGUUCAGAUAUCCGUUGCUGAGUCCACGAGCAAUCUCUGGUCUAAUCAAAGCCCUCAAUGAUUGGGUUAGAUAAUUGGAUAAUGAUAAGCAGAUGUACACAGUGUUAAUGACUCAUCAUUGUAUGAUCUAUACUAGUGAGUAUCUAAGUUGAUGUGUGUGUAUAUCUACUGCAUACUAUUUGACUUAUUUCAAAUUUUUUAAAUAGAAAAUGUUAAUAUAUUUGUGAUUCUGUGAUCUUUGUAAGUUGUAACAAUGAGGAAUUCAGUAGUAUAAAUUUACUGAAACCCUUUGCGUCCUGGCAGUUUCUCCAUUUACUGGUUUCAUCAUUCAAAAAUUUGUUCUCCAGAGAACAUAGGAUCAAACAAUAGGGAGUUAAUUUAGUUCUGCCUCAACUUGCUGACAACAUGGCUAAAGAGGGUGUAAGGAGACAUGAGGACUGUGUUCUCGUUUUUGAUUGAAUGUCCAUGCUCUAUGUAGGAGAAUGCUCUUAUGAUAGGAAGGCCAGGUGAAGAUCAUCCAGGGAGCUGUUGUCAAAGGUUCAGGCUGUGUUCUUGUUUUGUUUGAUAAGGAUAACCCAAAUCUUGUUGUGAAGGAGGUUUGAUGAUUCACCACUUUCUUGCAUGCUACACCUGAAUGGUUGGAGAGCUGGUGGUUUGGUAAGCUGUUGAUCCCUCUCAACAGGUAUAUCUCUUUCUUUUGACUUUGGAGGCGGGCUUGGUUUGGGUGAGGUUUUGGGAUGUGUUUCUUGCUAUGAUGCUGAUGAAGUUAUGUGGUAAUGUUUAUAUGCUUAUUUUGAGUGAAUCAGGUUUUUGUAUACAUGUGAUAGGAUCGGUGAUUUUUGACUGAAGAGGUGUAUAGAUUCUGUGUAGAUUCCUGCCUUGGAUGGCAAGGGUAUUUUGUAUAGGGAACGAAAGGGAUACUUUUGCUGUGUGGUUUUCUUGCAAAGCUUGGAUUUUAAGUU